Carya illinoinensis is the source of this 2073-nucleotide messenger RNA. Its product is annotated as fatty acyl-CoA reductase 2, chloroplastic-like. Lineage: Eukaryota; Viridiplantae; Streptophyta; Magnoliopsida; Fagales; Juglandaceae. Bases 94 to 1905 code for a protein of 603 amino acids. The transcript has 9 exons. The record is from RefSeq and is a predicted model, not a curated record. Gene Ontology annotation, molecular function: alcohol-forming very long-chain fatty acyl-CoA reductase (NADP+) activity. Gene Ontology annotation, cellular component: intracellular membrane-bounded organelle. Gene Ontology annotation, biological process: long-chain fatty-acyl-CoA metabolic process; suberin biosynthetic process.
UCCUGGAAACCUUGAUCCCAUUCAUGCAAAUAAGCAAAUUUAAUUGAUCUCGGCUAGCUAUCUGCAGUCUCACUACGGGCUACGUACGAACUCAUGGAGGCUGCUUUGUGCCAAUGCUCUUUCUCUUUAGCAUACAAAAAACUAGCGAGAGUCACUGACAUGAGUGAGAAGCAUGAGCGUUGGUUGAUGAAAAGGAGUAGUAGAAUUAGCAUGGGGUCCAACCUAGGAAGUGGGAAAAUUGAUGCAAAAUCUUAUACAACAUUUUCCAUGUUGUUGGAAAGAUUUGCAUUGACAAGAAACAAACGUGAUGGUCAUGUUGUUUCAAUAAAUGCUGCGAGUUUCGAUUCGUACCCUAAUAACAUGAGGAAGAUCCAAGGAGAUGGUGGCGAUCAUGUACUGAAGGAUACGACAGUGCCUUAUGGUGGAACAACCUCCACUUUAGCGAAAAUGAAUGAAGGCAUUGGAGUCUUGAGUUUUCUAAGAGGGAAAAAUCUUUUCAUUACUGGUGCUACUGGAUUCUUAGCCAAAGUGCUCAUUGAGAAGAUUCUACGAGCAGUGCCAGAUGUGGGUAAGAUAUAUCUUUUGAUCAGGGCAAAAAACAAGGAAUCUGCAAAUGAAAGAUUACAAAGCGAAAUAAUAAAUGCUGAGCUGUUCAAGUGUCUCCGGCAAAUACAUGGGAAAUCCUAUCAAGACUUCAUGUUGAGCAAACUGGUGACUGUAGUUGGUGAUGUCCGAGAGCAUAAUCUGGGUUUAGAUGCACAAGUGGGUGACGUGAUUAGAAAAGAAGCCAAUAUUAUUGUAAAUUCUGCAGCUACUACAGAUUUCCGUGAAAGAUACGAUGUUGCUGUUGAUAUAAACAUAAGAGGGCCUUGUCUGCUCUUGAGCUUUGCAAAGAUGUGCAAGAAACUUGAGCUCUUCUUGCAUAUAUCAACAGCUUACAUUCAUGCAAUAGGAGAAGGAAUAUUUAUGGAAGAGUCACUUCGCGAGGAGGCUAGCCCUCCAAGUUCCUUCCCUACUUUGGACGUCAACCUUGAAAUGAAGUUAGCUUUGGAUUCCCUGGAAGAUUUUAAAACUAAAGGACUGACUCGGAAAAUGAAAGAAUUAGGUUUGGAAAGGGCACGAAAAUUCGGGUGGAAAGAUACAUAUUCCUUCACUAAGGCUAUGGGAGAAAUGGCAAUGGGAAAAAUUAAAGGAGAGCUUCCUAUGGUAAUUGUUCGACCAAGUGUUAUUGAGAGCACUUAUAGAGAGCCAUUCCCUGGAUGGAUAGAAGGGAUUAGAAUGAUUGAUCCAAUCAUUUCAUCCUAUGGAAAAGGGCAGCUAACGGGUUUUCCAAUUGAUCUAAAUGGGGUCUCCGACAUUGUCCCCGCUGACAUGGUUGUGAAUGCCACCUUGGCAGCCAUAACAAGGCAUGGAAAGGCCGGAAAGGGAGACAUUAAUAUCUACCAUGUUGCCUCUUCAGUAGCCAACCCCUUACUAAUACGAGAUCUUUUUACAUUUUUUGGUGAUCACUUCAUUUCAUCCCCCUGGAUCGGCUCCGAGGGUAGGCCAAUCAACGUACAAGCCUGCAAAAUGUACGGCUCCAUGGAUGAAUUUUCUGCUCACAUUUCGCGGGAUACAAUUCAGCAAAAUUCAGAUGGGAAACUUGGUAAGGAAUUUGAAAAUAGUUGCAAAAAAUUGGUUGAGAGAGCAAAGUACCUAGCCAAUAUAUAUGAGCCAUACAUGUUCUACCCAGGAAGGUUUGAUAACAGCAAUGCCCAGAAAUUGAUGGCAAGCAUGUCUGAGGAAGAAAAGAGGAUGUUUUGUUUUGAUGUGAGGAGCAUAGAUUGGAAAGACUACAUCCUUAAUGUCCACAUACCUGGCUUAAGGAUGCAUGCAAUGAAGGAGAAAGCUGGAAUGUCUAAUUAACCCGUAUGAAUUUUAUUCCGUGGUAUCCCUGGAUUUUAUAAGAAAUAAAUGCUAGCUUCUGCCACUUUUUUACUUUUUUUUCUUUUUUCUUUUUCUAGUCAUCUAUGAGUGGACAGCAGAGUUCUUCACUCUUUUUUUCUCAAUAAUAAAUUAUCUUGUUUUGUUUUA